CUUUCCUGCUUGCUCACUCCUCAUCUUCCUUUCUUACUUAUUUCUCCGGUUACGUAUACUCUCCUCCCGCUAAGCAAUGUAUUCUGAACCAGCUGUCGAAGCCGGCAUGAAAUUCCCGGUGAGCAUUUUCAACUCGUCUGAAAUACGAGCUUCUUGACCCGAGUUGCCAAGCACCCAAGCAACACUGUAUAAGAACGGCUGCUUUCAGGUGCUUGCAGAGUCUGAAGCUGAAGUCUGAUCAACGACAUCGUCAAUUCCUCUGCAGUAUGACUAUCCGCCACGCCUUCGCUCUCCUACUGGUCGCGGUCCUCGUGUUCGGAACGCUGGCUCUCCCUGAAUCCGACCCACACUUCGGUCGGCGCUUCGGUCGGCGAUACGGACGCGGCUUCGGGGGAUUCGGUCGGCCCCUGUUCGGUUACGGACACGGUCUCGGCUAUGGAUUAGGACACGGGCACGGAUACGGAGGCUAUGGAGGAUACGGCGGGUAUGGCGGAUACGGCGGGUACGGAGGUUAUGGGCGUCCGUACUUACACUACGGAUAAGCAGGAUCGGAAUAACGGACCGGAAGGGAUGCGCUUCUACGAGAACGAUCGGAAAGGAUUCGAAUUCUACAAAUGUUUAUAAUGUUCUCUGAUGCUUAUUGUUUAAGAGACGGUGAGGCCAAGUUAGAUGUGAGCAAAUGGGUUUUGAUUCUGUUGUAUGAGCAAGACACUUAUCAACUAAAGGUAUUAAUUACGUUUAUGGUUUUCAAGAAUUCAUAAAACGGGGUCUAGAAUUGCAAACGUAACACGGCAAAAUCCGCCAGUUUUGUCACUUAUGAUUAUCUCGGUGUCAAGGUAUUCUUCCUCGGUAUAAGGAAUUUUUAUGUUUUUUUUCAAUACAUUUCUUGAAUAAAGUGAUGAUUUCAAUAAUGUU
Messenger RNA from Penaeus vannamei (Pacific white shrimp), 915 nucleotides. RefSeq names its product keratin-associated protein 19-5-like. The record is from RefSeq and is a predicted model, not a curated record. NCBI's taxonomy places the organism in Eukaryota, Metazoa, Arthropoda, Malacostraca, Decapoda, Penaeidae.